CGGUUCCCUCUACACCGUCACCACUCAGUGUGCAUUCUGAGUAACAGACUCAGGGUUUUAUUUUUGGACUGCUAUGGAGCCCGUGCCUUCCAUUUGAAGGAAGGGGGAAUAGUUGAACUCAACAUGAGUCUCCCGUUCUGACAGUCUAAGCUGGGACAAGCAGGCAGCCGCCGGACACCCCUGAACAGCAGACACACAGGGGAUCCUGUCUGAAGUGUCUUCAACGGUCUUCUGUUAUCUGGUGGAGGCUGAAGAUUUAAUGGCUGUCAAUAUCGGUAAGGCUGCCCAGGCAGGCCUGCUUUCCCAGCAGUACCCACCACCUUUGCUUCCCAAACCUGGAAAAGAAAAUGUCCGGCUCCAGAAACUACAAAAAAAAACAGCAAAGAAAAAAGCUGCUGCCCAAGUCUUACAACCAUCGGCGCCCUUCCGCUCAAGCCUCUCUCCAGUAAAUGAAGCAAGCCCUGACCUGGAGCACAGCGAUCACUCAACUCCUCCUAAGACUCCAGAGACACCUUUCUAUAUUAGCACGGUACACCCACGCUUCAACGUCCGACCACUAUAUCAGCAUGUAUCGUCUCCUUAUCCUCAUCACAGAGGAUUCACUUUUGGCCAGACAACAAGAUUUUCGCCACAACCACAUGUGGCUCCUGGCCACACCACAUACACAGCCUCGCCAGGAAUUGACAUACAUAUUACAGCUCCAAUCACCGUUCUUCAAAUUUCACAAAGAGCAGAAGUCGGCUCAGCUCUUAUGACACAUGUAAUUACCUCUAAAACUCCAAGCCCUCAGCCAAAUGUUCCUAGAGCAGCAAAACCGUUGUUUGAAGUCCCUCAAAUCACCAAUUACACUGCUAAGUCAGUACUUUUACAAAUACCUUAUACAUCAACAACAAGGAGUAAAACACCUACUGCCGAGUUACUGAGAGGCCCAACACCAACAUUUGAGGUUAGAAGAAUAGUGACACCAACAUCUGAAAUUCGAGACCGAACGCCAACCAGGGAAAUCAAAAAGGCUACAACACCUACUUUCGAAAUCAAGCGGAUUGCAACCCCAACUUCUGAAAUUAAGAAAGCUCCAACUCCAACUUCUGAAAUUAAGACAACUCCAACUCAAACUUCUGAAAUUAAGACAACUCCAACUCAAACUUCUGAAAUUAAGAAAGAGACGAUUCCAUCUUCUGAAAUGAAAAGAGUCAGUACUUCUGCUUCAGGUAUUACACAAAAUGGAACAGAGACACUUGAUGCAAAACAGGGUACAACUUCAACACUUGAGCCGAAAGGGAUUACAACACCAGUAAGAGUAAAGACACCAACAUAUGACUUGAUCUCAAUAAGAACGCCCAUGGGGCGACCCAAGACACCCUCAGAUCAUGUGUCACGUGUUAGAGUAUCUGUGAUUGAAAUUUCACGACCAAAUCCACUUUUAUUUGCUGUAUCUCCUGUGCAUAUGGAGGGCAGAAGAUCCAAAACACCAACUUCAAGUGUGACUGGUCCACGUGAUGAAAUUAUUAAAGUUUCAACUCAGGUUAAUGGAACCAGUCAUUCAGAAAUUUAUCAAAACGGGGACAUAGAUGCCAAAUCAGUUGAACCCUUAAAAGAAAAACUGGAUAAGGCCCUUUCAGAAAACCUGCCAAAACUUGAGUCAUCUAAGCCGAAGAAUCAAAUACAGGAAAGCCCAAACCUUAAUGGAAAUGAGCGUCCAAAGCAGGAAACUCCAACAACACUCAACAUUGAACCCACGCAAAGUCAUUUCUCUUCAGUUGAGUAUCAACGACCAUUAUCUAAAGUCCCUCCGUUUGCAGGUCAAAGACCCAAAACACCAACAGCACCUAAAUCCAAACCAGCCUAUUAUGGAUUGACACCUGCUGAAUAUGCAGCCCAUGGAGGAAUAAAGAGCUUCUCGCCCAGCUUUAGCAUUUCUACACCAACUGUUCAACCAAGUGCAGAAGCAACUCACCUUCCCAAACAAGUACCAGUAGUACCUCAACCAGAUGAAAAUGUGACCACACCUAAUAAAAACUCUGAAAAACAACAAGUCCAGCCACCUCAGACUGAUGUUGUCAAACAUAAAAUCACUGAGGUGUCUUCACUUCUAGACAUUUCUAACACUUUGGGGGACAUUCCUAAGCAACCUGUGCCAGAGUUAAAAACAAAAAAGGCUGAUGUUAAAAUCCCAACUAUUGUGGUAUCUGUAGCUGACACGCCAUCAUCCGAAGCAAAAGCAGUGGCAGUGAGUACUGUGACUCCGAGGGUAAGAACUCCAACCUAUGGGUCUCCCAGACUUUCCCAAAUGACACCAGCCCUUCCAACUGUGAAGGAAACUACUAAAACUGAAAGUAAGGCUGUGGUGUUGUCUGACCAAGAUGUGGACAAGCCAGCACUUUCAAAAGUGUCGGAAGGUAAAGUAAAUGCCAAACCAACCAAAGAAUCAGAGAAGCCAACAGAGGCAAAAAUGUCUCUGUUAGAGAGAAUUAAGAAGCAGAAACUUACAUCUGCUUCUUCUGAAAAACCUCCCGAAAAGGUUGAGGUUAAAGAUGUGGUUAAGCCUUUGGCUGAACCAAAAGACCAAAAGGACAUUGAAACAAAGGAUGCUCAACCUGAGAAGGUUGACAAAGUAGACACAAAAGCUAGUCCCCAAGAAGAGAUCAAGCCUGCAGUGGAAAAGAAAGAGAAAGAUGAAGCAUCCUCUUUACCUGCAGAGUCUCUCUUGAAGGUGAUGCAGAAACCAAAAGGAAUGAAGUCAAAGCUCAGUGGCUGGUCUCGUCUUAAGAAACAUAUGGUGGUUGAUGUAGAGGAGCCCAAGUUUCCAGAGACAGAGCCUGGGUCAGAGAAAGAUGUCCCUGCCACCACUGAUCAAAAUGAAAAGCAAAUGCAAAAUAAGCCUGAAGACAAGGCUAAGCUUAGUGAGAGCCAGGACAGUAAAGACCCCCCUAGAGCAACGAAAAUGUGGGAUGCUGUCCUCUUUCAAAUGUUCUCAACCGAAGAGAACAUAAUGCAACAAAUAGAAGCAAGUAAAACCGAGGAGCAAAAGAUUAUGGAGGCAGAACAAAAGACACCAAAAGAGAUUCCCACAUUUGCACAUCGCUUGCCUGUUCUCCUGUAUAGCCCACGGUUUGAUGCCAGACGACUGAGAGAAGCAGCUUCACGACCAGCAACAAAGAUUGCAACAGUUUUUGAAAUGGGACUUAUAGGCCGCAAAAAUAAAGAUGAAGAACCCAAAGACUUUAAUAGAACAGCUAAAGGCUUCAGUGGUUAAACCACUGACUUGACGAAUAACAUGAAUACUUGUUGUUAGUUUUCAAUUCAUCGGUAGAGUUCUGUUUAUAAUCCAAUCCAAUUCUUUACUUCUAGCUUACACUUUUAUAACUUUAUAACAGAUCAGUUGGCAAGUGAACUAAAUAAACACUUUUCAAAUGCACAAUAACUAAUUUGUACUAUUGAAGCAAUUGCCCAGUUGCCAAUUGGCAUUUAAUUAGUUACUCAAAAGAAUAAAAAAUAAAGCAAUUUUUUUUUGAAAGUUUUAAAUUAAAGACAUUUUGCUUAAGGAUUUCAGAUCUUGCCAUUUUUUUAUAAGCAUGUUAUGUAUUGAUAUUUAUAAACAAUAAUUAAAUACUUAAAAAGAAAGACAAUUCAGUGUAAAGAACUACACGGACUCAAGCUGCCACUAGACAAAAUACAGAGAGAGUAUUUUUGGCUAUGAAAAUGUCCAAUAUCUGGUGUUUUUAGGUAUCCAUAAUAUCAGGUUGCCUUUUGUUUUUUUUUAUAUAAUGAAAUACAAAAUUUUCACUGAAAAAAAUAAAUCUACAGCCAGUAUUUUAAAAUGCUUACAGCCUAAAAUGAUGAUAAAAUGUAGAUAUUUUGAGAAUAAUCCAUAUAAUUACAUGAAUGAAGGGUGUAGGAACAACUGAGUGUGGCCGAGCAAGUGAAACCAGAUAAGAAAGAAUAAAGAGACGGUAUAAGAAAGACAUGUAAACAGUAAGUAUGAUAAGAAUUAAAAUUUAUGCUUUGCCUUAUUAGUACUGAGCAAGGCAUGGCGCAUUCUGCAGACUGCAAACAUGGUGCUCAUUGUUGACAAACAGCUUUUACUGAUGAAGCCCUAAACUUGGUUUUCCAUUUCCAUCGCUUUGAUGUGAUUAGAUGAAUGACAGUGACUGCUGAUUGUCAACACAUGCAUGUUCUCAUUUCAGGCUUAGGUAAUGUUCAAUUUUAGCCUUGGCCUUUUGGCAUGUUUGUCUUUUGUUGCAGAAACUGUCAGAAUGAAAAUAUCUUUUUUUCUUUCCUGACAGUGAUGUGUAUAAUGCUUUGCAUUAUAAGUUCCCUGUACUAGAUUAAAUGUUAUUUUAUAUAUAUUUUUUCUAAUAAAACACUUGUUCUGAG
Molecule: messenger RNA, 4377 nt
Organism: Danio rerio (zebrafish)
Lineage: Eukaryota; Metazoa; Chordata; Actinopteri; Cypriniformes; Danionidae
Source: RefSeq, a predicted model, not a curated record